Molecule: messenger RNA, 1871 nt
Organism: Hibiscus syriacus
Lineage: Eukaryota; Viridiplantae; Streptophyta; Magnoliopsida; Malvales; Malvaceae
Product: rop guanine nucleotide exchange factor 7-like
Exons: 8
Coding region: 33-1871 (612 amino acids)
Molecular function (GO): guanyl-nucleotide exchange factor activity
Source: RefSeq, a predicted model, not a curated record
UGCCUCUUUGAAGCAGACAUGGUUGCAGCCUAAUGGAUGGAGCUUUCACCCACCGUGACCAAGUAGACUCUGCCUUGCUCAAGCUCUGUUUACCUGUGCCAAAGCUAGAAGCUAGAAGCUUUUCCGUUUCAAAAUCUGUUAAAAGCUUGUGCUACAAAGCUAUAGAGCCACAUGGAUGUUGCUUAAACGGAUUAGAUUCUCUUGGUUUUGAAGAAAAGAAAGGUGAAAUGGGGAGUUCGGUUGAGAAAAAUGAAAGCUUUGGUGAUAAUGGGGUCCAAAAGGGUCGUGAAAGUAGUUCAAGCUCCGAUCUUUUGACACCAGAAACAACCGUGCACGAGGAAGAAGAACACAGUCACAGUAGUUCCGAGGAAGAAGAUUUAUAUUCACCGCCUUCAAUAGAUUGGCAUGUGCAUGAAAUUUCCGAAACAGAGGGCAGCACUUGUAGUGAUUUUAGUGAAGAUAGAAAGAAACCCCCCAUGAAUGACAGGAUGUUGGAGAAACAAAGUUCCACAAUUUCAGAGAUUGAGUUGAUGAAGGAAAGAUUUGCAAAAUUGCUGCUUGGUGAAGAUAUGUCAGGUUCAGGAAAUGGUGUUAGCACUGCCUUGGCUAUUUCAAAUGCCAUCACCAAUCUUUCUACCACCUUAUUUGGGCAAAUAUGGAGGUUAGAACCAGUAACUCAUGAGAAGAAAGCAAUGUGGCGAAGAGAGAUGGAAUGGUUUCUCUCCGUUAGUGAUCACAUUGUGGAGUUGAUACCGACUUGGCAGACGUUCCCAGGCGGAAGCAAGCGAGAGGUCAUGACUUGCAGGCCCCGAUUGGAUCUUUACGUUAACCUCCCGGCUUUGCGAAAAUUGGAUAACAUGCUUCUUGAGACAUUAGAUAGUUUUGUUGAUGCAGAGUUCUGGUAUGUUGACCAAGGGAUUCUAGCUCAGCAGGCUGAUUCAACCCCUUUCCGAAAAGCCCUUCAGCGUCAAGAGGAGAAAUGGUGGCUUCCCGUGCCUCGAGUGCCUCCGGGAGGCCUCAAUGAAAAUUCGAGGAAGGAGUUGCAGCAUAAACGUGACUGUGCAAAUCAGAUCCUAAAAGCUGCCAUGGCUAUCAACAACAUUACUCUAGCUGACAUGGAAGUCCCUGAAUCAUAUUUCGAAUCUCUUCCUAAGAAUGGCCGAGCGAGCUUAGGAGAUCUUAUUUAUCGCUAUAUUUCAUCGGAUCUGUUUACACCUGAAUGUCUUCUUGAUUGCCUUGAUUUGUCCUCUGAUCAUCAAUCUACAGAAAUUGCCAACCGAGUGGAGGCCUCGGUAUAUCUGUGGCGCAGAAAAACCAAUCCCAAACCUGUCAACACAGCUCGCUUUAGUUCAAAGUCGUCAUGGGACAUGGUCAAGGAUCUGAUGGUUGAUGCUGAAAAGAGAGAAAUACUUGCAGAUCGAGGUGAGAGUCUACUGCUUUGCUUGAAGCAGCGGUUCCCGGGUCUUCCCCAGACCACUUUAGAUAUGAGCAAGAUUCAGUACAACAAGGAUAUAGGAAAAUCCAUUCUGGAAAGCUACUCAAGAGUAUUGGAGAGCCUGGCAUUUAACAUUGUGGCGCGUAUUGAUGAGACGAGGAAUACAGUAAUCCAAACGAAGAAACCGAAUCAGAGAAAAGCCAAUAGGAUAUCGACAAAUGAUUCCGAAGAUACUUUUAAAAUGAAUGUUUCGACAAUCAUGAAGACAACUGCGGAUAUACGUAACAUCAAAAUCUUAAUCAACUUUCACAAAACUGAGUGGUUGCAGUCUUUCAUUAGCUACCAUUUAAAGGCAUUUGAGGUUUGUCCCCACCAACAGAUAGACAAGGACUGCUUGAAUCUGCAGGUCCCAUUGUUUGAUAGGGAACAACCAUAA